AUUACAAUUUUUCUUAAUUAAAUAAUGUGAAUAAAAAGAAAAGAAAAUUAAAUUUAGGUUUUCCUCUCCCCACCCCUCAGUUUUGCAUUAUUCAGCCGCCCGCCAGUUCUCCAGCGCUGAUCGGCGAUCGCCACUGGCCACCCGUCGCACGCUGAUUCUGAAACCCUCUGAAUCGCAGUCGCAGCUCUCUCUCUCUCUCUCUCGAUUUUAUACACACUGCUUAAAGGUUAAACGCUUGGAGGCGGAGAGAUGGAAGGUGGGGGAAACCGUCUUCUCCCAGCUGAUGCUUUUCCAUUGUUCCAGGAAGGUAUCGGGUUGGUUUUAUCUCGUUGGUCAGCUCUUCAGUUGGCCGUGGAAAAUGAGUGGGGUGGUCGUGACUCUCGUCGUAAAGUUGAAUUAUUAUGCUCCGACAUUUUCACAUGGUUUACUCAGAACAAAGAGCAACUAUAUAUUGAUGAUUUAGAAACAAUUCUUGAUGAAGCUAUGCUUUCAUUGAAUACACAGGUCGAUGAUGGCAGCAUUGAGGAGGUAGCUGAAAGAUUGAUUUUCAUGCAUGAGGAAUGUGUAGAUCGUAACUUUAGCUCUAUUGAAAGGUUAAGGCAAUCCCCUCGUCCUCAAGUUGCUCAUGCUCACGUUAAUCAGGCUGCGAGUGACGAUGACGACGAUGACGAUGUAGAAGAAGAUGUCAAUAGAAAUGAUAUGAUGGUGGAUGCCGUACAACCAGCCCAAUCCAGGCCUGUCAAUCAUCAACUUAAUCCAGAGGCUACAGCUGAAGCUGAAGAUGGAUGGGUUCAAGUCACAUCAAGAAGAAAUAGGGGAACAAGAAAUUAGUACCAACCUCUCGAUGUCUUCUAUUUAUCUAGGUAAAUCAUGAAUCCCUUUGCCGUCUUCUUCAAACAGUGCAUGAGCAAUCAAUUUUGUUUUGUGUGAAAAUAUAUAUAAUAUUAGAAUCCAGCUUAUGUUUUAAGAGAGAUCAUAAAGGCAGCCAUUAUGCUUUUUUUUUUU
Cucumis melo (muskmelon) is the source of this 1005-nucleotide messenger RNA. RefSeq names its product pre-rRNA-processing protein TSR2. The record is from RefSeq and is a predicted model, not a curated record. The transcript has 6 exons. Gene Ontology annotation, biological process: maturation of SSU-rRNA from tricistronic rRNA transcript (SSU-rRNA, 5.8S rRNA, LSU-rRNA). Lineage: Eukaryota; Viridiplantae; Streptophyta; Magnoliopsida; Cucurbitales; Cucurbitaceae. Bases 250 to 831 code for a protein of 193 amino acids. Gene Ontology annotation, cellular component: nucleus.